UUGCAACAUUUUAAAUGGCCGGCAAAAGUAAAAAGAAACGAAACAGUAAAGAUUCAACAUCCAGCAAUGCAGGCAGUGGCGAGGGCGACGAUAAGAAAAAGAAAGAAGGCAUUAGCGGCAGCAAGAAAAAAGGUGGUGUUGGCAAAUCCAUCGGCUGUGAUAUAUUCAACGAUGCAGCAAUGGAGAAUGCCUACUAUGUUUGCCACAAUGUUCAGGAUGUGCUGAAAACCCGUGGCUUUCCUUGGCCAGAUGGACAAAAGAAGAAGAAGAAGGGCAAGCGUUGAUGAAAU
This is a messenger RNA of Drosophila hydei, 290 nucleotides long. Its product is annotated as small lysine-rich protein 1. The record is from RefSeq and is a predicted model, not a curated record. Bases 15 to 284 code for a protein of 89 amino acids. The transcript is spliced from 2 exons. NCBI's taxonomy places the organism in Eukaryota, Metazoa, Arthropoda, Insecta, Diptera, Drosophilidae.